Messenger RNA from Seminavis robusta, 2667 nucleotides. Lineage: Eukaryota; Bacillariophyta; Bacillariophyceae; Naviculales; Naviculaceae. The record is from the annotation of a GenBank genome assembly.
GUCGUCUUUCGGGGGCAACCGGCUCAUCCGGGCCACUUGUCAACAGACCCAAAGUUCCAUUCCCGCCAACGAUCCAUCGAGCUCAGAGUUGCAUCAUCUGAAACAGCGCCAGCGCCAGCGCCAACAUCAUCGUCAUAUGUCCUGACACUCUAUCCCAAUCGCGAGUUCUGUGACACCUACAAGACCAAGAACCCUCAAGUCAGCAGCAUUGGGGCCGUCCUCAUUGUAGUCGCCAUGUCAAUUCUGUUUUGGCUAUAUGAUUACUUUGUUCGCAAAGAGUUCAACUCAAAGCAACAACUUCUCGAAGCUAAACGAUAUUUCAUGCGUUUUGUGUCUCAUGAAGUCAGGACGCCUCUCAACGCUGUCUGUCUUGGUCUGGCCCUCCUCAAGGAAGAGCUCGACGACGCCAACGCGGCGCAAGAGCCACCCUGCAACAACUUUUCAUCUUCCACUUCCGCUUCCCUCUCCUCCAGCAUCAGUUCGUCAUCAUCUACCCCUGAUGUCGAAUCCUUUUCCGGCCUCGUCAACGACAUUUGCGACUCGGCCGAAUCUGCUGUCCAGGUACUCAAUGAUCUAUUGCAGUACGACAAGAUCCAAAUGGGAAAAUUCACAAUGGAAAACACGGUCAUCUCCAUCGUCGACCUCGUACAAGACAUUUCCAAAGAGUUUCGGCUCUCUGCCCGCAAAAAGAACAUUGCAGUUACCUUGGAUACCAGUCCCAUGAUGACGAUGCGAGAAACAACAAGCCCGGAUAGCAAGCGUCGUUGCGACGAGGAAAUGGGCCCAUUCCAUUCCCCACAGGACUUCAAAGUUGUGGGAGACAAGAUUCGAAUCACUCAGAUCCUUCGAAACUUGGUUUCGAACGCCGUCAAGUUUGUCCCCGAACAAGGUCACAUAACCCUCCGACUCUCCUGGGUUCCAAACUCGAACACGACAAGCCGCAGCCCACGCGGGAAUAAGGGAUGUGACGCCAGUUGGCACGAACGAUAUGCCACACUCCUGCAGCAUCGAGGCGAUAAUGCAGAGCCGCGCAACAAGAAUGAUAGCUACACUCUCAAGUCGGGCCAAGAAGUGAGCUACGAACGGCAGGGUAUGCUCCACCUUGAUGUAAUUGAUACCGGGGCUGGAAUGACCCCUUCUCAACUUAAGAAACUCUUCCAAGAUGGCGCCCAGUUCAAUGUGAAUGAGCUACAGGCCGGACAGGGAAGUGGCUUGGGGUUAUUCCUCAGCAAGAGUAUGGCCCAGCAGCACGGUGGAGAGCUGUCGGCGGCAUCGCAAGGGCUCGGGAAGGGCACCACCUUUACAUUCACAUUGCCCCUGUACUUUAUUGAAACCGAAAGUUCUCGUGAUACCAUAUCCAAGAGUAUUCCUUCUCCCGGCAGCACCUUGUGGAAGGGGGCGUCUACGACCGACAGAUGUAGUGAAAGCGACGAAGGACUCGACAGUCGUCCAACGAUCCGCAUGAAUGGCAGAUUAACUCCGGAACCCCACAACGAGCACGCAAGGAUACCCAUGAGUACAUUGUCAACUGAUCCGGUGGUUGACCAGAGCCACCAAAACUGUUCCACACUACCAUCCUGUCAACCAACUCCAACCAAAACACUUCCAGUUUUGCCCGCAGCAGUUCCCAAUGCUGCGAAAUUGUCACGGCAGCCACAACUUCGAAUCUUAGUGGUCGACGAUGUGCCAUCGAAUCGAAAACUCUUGGCCCGAAUGGCUCGUAACCGAAAGCACAAUGUGGAUGAAGCCUACGAUGGCCAGCAUGCUGUUGAAAAGGUGAUGGAGUCCUUUGCUUCAGACCAGGAAGAGGGAGCAGCUAACCCUUACCAGGUGAUUUUGAUGGAUUUCGAAAUGCCACGGCUGAAUGGACCAGACGCAACUCGUCGCAUUCGCGAAUUGGAAGGAUGCCAAGACAUAUUUAUAGUUGGCGUAACGGGGAACGUCCUGGCAGAGGAUGUGGCUCACUUUCUGGACAGUGGUGCAGAUCACGUUCUUCCCAAACCGGUAAAAUUCCCAGCAUUGGAAGCUUUGUGGAAAGACAAGUUCCCCGCCGCUGGUGCAGCAGACAACAAUGAAUUCGCAAAGGUACCCACGAGCACUUCAUCCACUGAUCCGGUGGUUGAUCAGAGAGACAAAAACUGCUCGACACUACCACCCCCUCAACCAACUCCAACCAAAACACUUCCAGUUUUGCCCACAGCAGUUCCCAGUGCUGCACAAUUGGCACUGCAGCCACAGCUUCGAAUCUUAGUGGUCGACGAUGUGCCAUCGAAUCGAAAACUCUUGGCCCGAAUGGCUCGUAAACGAAAGCACAAUGUGGAUGAAGCCUAUGAUGGCCAGAAUGCUGUUGAAAAGGUGAUGGAGUGCUUUGCUGCAGACCAGGAAAAGGGAGCAGCUAACCCUUACCAGGUGAUUUUGAUGGAUUUCGAAAUGCCACGGCUGAAUGGACCAGACGCAACUCGACGCAUUCGCGAAAUAGAAGGAUGCCAAGACAUGUUUAUAGUUGGCGUAACGGGGAACGUUCUUGCAGAGGAUGUGGCUCGCUUUCUGGACUGUGGGGCUGAUCACGUUCUUCCCAAACCGGUAAAGUUUCCAGCAUUGGAAGCCCUUUGGAAAGACAAGUUCCCCGCCGAUGGUGGUGCAGCUGGUAAGCACCCAAACUCAUAA